Molecule: messenger RNA, 948 nt
Organism: Lepisosteus oculatus (spotted gar)
Lineage: Eukaryota; Metazoa; Chordata; Actinopteri; Semionotiformes; Lepisosteidae
Source: RefSeq, a predicted model, not a curated record
AUGGCUGUGGGAUUCGCCCCGCCGUGUGAGAAUGUGAUCCUGGAGUCCCAGCUCCUGUCUCAGCGCUCCCAGUGGGAGGGAGAGCUCUCUGCACUACGACAGCAGGCUCAAGGGCCCAGGCAGGAGGGAGGGACGUCGGACUUGGCCCUCAGCCCCCUGAUUGACACCCCCUUGCCCCGCCCAGUGCAGGAGCAGCUCGCAGCCCUCGUCUCCGACAACAUGGAUCUGAUGGAGCAGGUGGAGGCUGCAGAACAGGAGUGUCGCAGGCUGAGGAGGGAGCUGAGGGACCUGAGAGACACGCUGACACUAAUAAACACUGACCCAAGGUCUGCCACACCCACUGGAAAGGAGGGCUCAGCUGCCCAGCAGAAGGGGGAGCCGUCUCUGGGGCUGCUGGAGUGCAAGAAGAAGGACGAGGCGCAGCUGCUCAGGACGGUGGUCACAGACCUGCGGCCAGACACGGCGCUGUCCCUGCCCCCCGGCCUCCCUGCGUGCCUGCUCUUCCUGUGCAUUCGCCACCUGGACUGGGCUGGGGAAGAGGCCCGAGUGCGCUCGCUGUGCGCUGCUGUGGUGAGCGCCAUCAAGGGGGCGCUGAAGAAACACAGUGCCAACCUGGACAUGACGGCUCUCUGGCUCAGGAACAGCUUCCUGUUGACUGAUCUCCUGACACAGCACAGCACACAGCAGGCCAGCGAGCAGCUUGAUUCAGUGGAGGAAACCCCACGGCUGACCUUCGACCUGAGUGGGACACGCCAGGCCCUGAGCAACCUGUCCAUCCAGGCGUACCAUCAACUGCUCGGCAUCACAGAGAGCCGCCUCCAGCCCCUGAUCGGUGAAGCCUGGCUGUCUGACCACCUGUCUGAUCCUGCCUCAGUCUUUCUGAUCGGCCAUCUCUGUCUGCCAGUUUCUGUGUGACUGUCUCUCUCUGACACGGGCACAGUGUGGGUG